AUGGGAGUGCCAGCUCUAUUCCGGUGGUUAUCCAAAAAGUACCCCAAGAUCAUCCAGAGUGUCGAGGAGGAGGAGCCGACACGGAUCCCCGGACGGGAUGGCGAAUCGGUCGAAGUGCCGGUCGAUACGUCGCGCCCGAAUCCCAAUGGCGAGGAGUUUGACUGUCUGUAUCUAGAUAUGAACGGUAUCGUGCAUCCCUGUACGCAUCCCGAAGGCAAGCCCGCGCCAGAAACCGAGGAGGAGAUGAUGGUCGAGGUGUUUGCCUACACCGAGCGCGUCGUGAACAUGAUUCGGCCACGGAAGCUGCUCAUGAUGGCGAUUGACGGCGUCGCGCCGCGCGCCAAGAUGAACCAGCAGCGCAGCCGCCGCUUCCGCUCGGCACAGGAUGCACAAAUUCUGCGCGACGAGCAGGAAACGGAGCUCGAGAAGCGCAAGCAAAACGGCCUUGCGGGCACCGACGAGGUCGUCAAAAAGUCGUGGGACUCGAACGCAAUCACGCCGGGCACGCCGUUCAUGGAUCUGCUCGCCUCGUCGCUGCGUUUCUGGAUUGCACACAAGCUCAACACAGACCCGGGCUGGAAGAAUCUGUGUGUCGUCUUGUCCGACGCCAGUGUGCCAGGUGAGGGCGAGCACAAGAUUAUGGACUAUAUCCGCCGCAAGCGCAGCGACCCCAACCACGACCCGAACAUGAAGCACGUCAUUUACGGACUGGAUGCGGAUCUCAUCAUGCUUUCGCUCGCGACGCACGAGCCAUAUUUCAAGGUGCUGCGUGAAGACGUCUUUGCGCAAGACUCCAAGAACAAGGGCUGCCACCGCUGCGGCCAAGAAGGGCACAUUGCCGUGCACUGCACCGGAAAGGCACGCCCGAAGGACGAGGCGCCAAAGAAGCCGGAAAAGAAGCCGUUUAUUUUCCUCGAUGUGCCGACGCUGCGCGAGUACCUCGAGAUCGAGCUGCAGACGCCGGGCACAUCGUUCGCUUUUGAUCUCGAGCGCGCGAUCGACGACUGGGUCUUUUUGAUCUUUUUUGUGGGUAACGAUUUCCUGCCGCAUCUGCCGAGUUUGGAGAUCCGCGAAGGCGCCAUCGACACGCUCCUUGGCAUCUGGAAGCGUGAGCUGCCGCGCAUGAGCGGAUACGUGACCAACAACGGCAAGGUCGAGCUCGCCAAUGCCCAGUUUAUCCUCGACGGGCUCACGCAAGCCGAAGACGACAUCUUCCGGAAGCGCAAAGAGAUGGAGGAGCGCCAGGAGGCGAACCAGCGGCGCAGGCGCCAGCACGAAGAGGGUCACCGCCAUGGCGACUCGAACUAUGUCGAGGUCAAGGCGUCGAAGCCGGUCGCCAUGCCGCAGAUCCAGCCUUCGGCGCCGGCCAAAAAGGGGCCGGUGAUGCUCGAUGGCGAUAGUAUGGACGUUGUGCGCAACCGUGCGCAGAUCCGCAUGGCCAACAUCAGCGCGGCCGAUGCGCUGCGCCAGGAACUCGCGCAAAAGACGGGCAAGAAGGGGACGAAGCGUGCCGCCGAGUCGCCUGACACGGGCCGCAAGCGCGAAAAGGUCGACGAGCCCAAGGGCGAGACGUCCGGCGACUCUGCCGUCUUUAAGCUCGACGAGGACCUUGCACCCAAGUCCGAAACGCCGGCCGAGGCGCGUGCGACAGCGAUCGCCAAGUCACUCGACGAGACUUCCUCGGACAGUAUCAAGGCCGAGAAGGACGUCAAGGCCGAAGACGUCAAAGCCGAGGACGUCAAGGCCGAGGUCCAGGCCGAGGUCAAGGCCGAAGACGACGACAGUGCGAAGGCAGAAGACCCCGAGGAUGAUGUCAAGGCCGAGGACGAGGAGGUGGCGAACGAAGACGACGACGACGAAGACGUCCCGCCCGAAAUCAAGGCCGUGGAGGAGCGCAAGAUCAACGCUGACGGCACGGUCGACUACGAGGACACGGUCAAGCUCUGGGAGCCUGGCUACCGUGAGCGCUACUACCGCCAAAAGUUUGGCAUCGAGCUCUCCGAUACGCAGUUCCGCCGCAAGGUAGUGCAGUCCUAUGUCGAGGGCCUGUGCUGGGUCCUUGCGUACUAUUACCAAGGCUGCCCCUCGUGGAAGUGGUACUACCCUUACCACUAUGCACCGUUUGCGGCUGAUUUUACUGACCUCGCCGAGCUGGAUAUCCGCUUUGACGAAGGCGAGCCUUUCCAUCCUUUUGAGCAGCUGAUGGGCGUGCUCCCUGCUGCGUCGCGCACCAACCUCCCUGCUCCGUUCCAGUGGCUGAUGACCAACGAGGAAUCCGAGAUCAUCGACUUUUACCCCACCGAGUUCUCCAUCGACAUGAACGGCAAAAAGAUGGCGUGGCAGGGCGUCGCGCUCCUGCCGUUCAUCGACGAAGGCCGUUUGCUUGGCGCGCUGCGCAAGCGGUACCCCGAGCUGACGGACGACGAGGUGCGCCGCAACUCGUUCGGGCGCAACGCCCUGUUUGUCGGCGACGACUCGGAGCUCUUUAGUCACCUGAGCCGCCUGUACGCAAAACGCACCCAAGGCAAUCCGGAGCCGAUCGACACAGAGAGCACCAGCCGCAUCGCAGGAGCGGUCUCUGCCGACCCCUCGUGCGUGCCGGGCUCCACGUUCUAUACCCCGCUUCCGACACAGGAAGGUAUGGGCGAUAUCCAGAACGACCGCAGCAUCUCGGUGCACUACGACUUCCCGCCCCAGCGCGUGCCGCACCGCAGCGUGCUGCUGCGCAAUGUGCGCCCGCCCCGCCGCCGCCUGAACGCGUCGGAUGCCGAGUUUGUGCGCCGUGGCGGCCGCGGCGGUAUGCGCGGCGGCCGUGGCGGUGGCCGCGGCCGUGACCGCGACAACUGGAGCCAGCCCAUGUACGGCCGCGACGCGCAGCCGAGCCGCAACCAAGGGCCGUACGGCAACUAUGGCAACGCCGGCCCCUAUGGCUCGUACAGCCAAGGGCCGUACGGCGCCAACCCGUAUAGCCAGGGCUACCAGGGCUACUCGCAGAGCCCGUAUGGCGCCGGCCCAUAUGGCGCCGGCCAGUACGGCAGUUAUGGAGGCUACGGCGGCUAUGGUAACCAGUACGCACAGCCGCCGAGCCACCCCUACGGCGGCGGCGCCUAUGGCGGCUACGGAUCGUACGGCACCGGAGCGAACGCGGUCAACCCGCAGUAUGGCGCUGGUGCCUAUGGCUCGUACGGUGCUCCGCCCGCUGCACCCUACGGCUACCCACCGAGCGGCGCGUAUGGCGCUCGGCCCGCACGUGGGAGAGGGCCGUACGGCGCGUAG
Molecule: messenger RNA, 3276 nt
Organism: Malassezia japonica
Lineage: Eukaryota; Fungi; Basidiomycota; Malasseziomycetes; Malasseziales; Malasseziaceae
Gene: RAT1
Product: 5'-3' exoribonuclease 2
Exons: 2
Coding region: 1-3276 (1091 amino acids)
Biological process (GO): nucleobase-containing compound metabolic process
Cellular component (GO): nucleus
Molecular function (GO): nucleic acid binding; zinc ion binding; 5'-3' RNA exonuclease activity
Source: RefSeq, a predicted model, not a curated record